Cylindrotheca closterium is the source of this 1446-nucleotide messenger RNA. The record is from the annotation of a GenBank genome assembly. NCBI's taxonomy places the organism in Eukaryota, Bacillariophyta, Bacillariophyceae, Bacillariales, Bacillariaceae.
AUGCCCCCUGCCUCACUCAAUGCCCUCCAACCACUGGAACCCUUUCAGGCUUCCAGUGAUCGACCCACCAAGAAGGCUCGCACUGAGAAAGAUGACGACGAAGCCGUCCCCGAACCUGACUUUACCAAGGCGGACCACAUUCCUUUGACGACGCACACGGAUGCCUUUGGCGUGGACCCCAUUCCCAUCUCUUGGGGUCAUCCCAACCCUGAGGUUCGCGGACCCGUCAUUUGCACGGUGCGUCACUCGGCCCAGCGGAAUGCCAUUGGAGCUCACCAAGGUAGUUACUGUAUCUACACUGGACUUGCGGUUGCUGCCAAGAAGCUAGAUCCAGACUACGUCCCCAACUUGAAAUUGACUACGCCCGUCUUUAACAUUGGGCCCUACCCGUCGUGGUCGGAUCCCAAAAAGAUUGCCUCGAUUGAUCCUUUUGGACACGUUGUCACCCAACACUAUUCCAAGUGGCUUGAUAAGGGAUGGGACAUUCGGCCAACCAUUGCCGUGACCAAGGCACACAUUGAUUUGCCCGAAUGCCGCGAAGCCCUGGCCACGGGACGACUCAAGGCGGACGGCAAGAUUUUGUUGCCAUCUGGUCAAUCCAUUUGUUCCAAGGCAGCGAUUGAACCGGUUUGGUACCUCCCUGAAAUUGCCCGUCGGUUCCGCACCACCGAGGCUAAUUUGCGACACUCCAUCUUCCGCAUGACCAAUGGCAUGUAUCCUGAACUUAUUACUCGACCAGACAUUAAAGUCUUUCUGCCACCCAUUGGCGGAUUGACCAUUUACAUUUGGGGAGAUCCAGAUACCAUUCCUGACGAGGAUAUUGAGUUGACUUGCCGUGUCCACGAUGAGUGCAAUGGUUCCGACGUCUUUGGAAGUGACAUUUGCACUUGCCGACCGUAUUUGACACAUGCCAUUGAAGAAUGCAUCAAGACGGCACAACGAGGUGGAUGCGGUAUCGUCAUUUACUACCGCAAAGAAGGACGAUCUCUUGGUGAAGUUACCAAAUACUUGGUAUACAACACUCGUAAACGCCAAGAAGGUGGUGAUUCUGCCGAAAACUACUUCAACUGUACCGAACAGGUCGCUGGUGUCCAAGACACUCGUUUCCAGGCACUCAUGCCCGAUCCACUACACUUUUUGGGUGUGACCAAGAUUCACAACUUUAUUUCCAUGAGUGAUAUGAAGUACAAUGCCAUUGUCAGUACUGGUAUCAAGAUUGAGAAUCGCAUUGAAAUUCCACCAGACAUGGUCCCAACCGACGCCCAAGUUGAGAUUACCGCCAAGGUAUUCCACGGAUACAAUGCCGGAAAGGCUUACCAAGGAAUUGAUGCUCAAAGCCUCAAGGACGUCAAGGGACGAGAUUACAAGUACAAUGGACCGGAGGCUACUAGUACUACUACUAAUGACAAACCAAUCCCAGAAGCCGAGAAGACCGUCGAGAGCUAG